CAAAGACCGAGACAAAGAACUUUUGUCUGAGAACAUGAUGAAUGAAAAUUUGAAUAUUAUUAUGUUUUAUGGAUCUAUGGACAAAUGAAGGAAAUAAAAACAACAGAGGACACGUAUUCUGUUAGAACAUUGCUGUAUAAUAAAGUUUUCUUUGCUAAAAAGACACCUGUUAUUAACGCUAGAGAAGCGAAGUUUCAGCGACAUUUAAAAACCCGAGUUUUAUCAUCAAAUAUCAACGAUGUUGGAUAUCGCGUGAUGUCAAUUAAAAGCUGUCUCAUCAUAUUCCUGUCUACAAAGGUUUUGACGCGAGGUCAUUCCUGUACAAAAAACUAAACAACUUGUACUCCUUAGUUCGUACAAUAAAAAUAUCCUUUGAGUCCUGAACUUAAGUCUUGAUGUACUUUUGAGUAAAAAUAUGAAAUGAGAAGAGUAUUAGGAGUGUGGACAUUAAAAACGAUUGCGCUUAGAUAGUUCGACAGCAAAGGAUGAUGAUAUAUGAUGCAAAAACCAAAACAAUGAUAAAGAAGUAAAAUAAAUUGUCUCGGAAAAAGCGACCGCACUCCGGCGUCUUCUUCAUCACCUUUUGGAAGAUGAAAAAUUGUAACACAAUAUGGCGUCCACUCAAAAUGAAAUCAAUUCCAACAAUGGCUCUAAAAAUUCCGUCGAAAGCUCCGAUAAAGAGGCAGAACAUUUUGCAAAGGUUGUCAGCGCUUUUCUCCAUUACCAAAACUUUUCGUACUUAAGGAUCGAGAAGGCAAAAAAAGAUUUUCUCUCCUUAGACGAGCAAGACCGCAAACGACUGCCAAAGUACUUGGACAACUUGGAAAAACAAAGGCGAUGUAUCGAUAAAAAUCAUAAAUUUAUCACUGAAAUUAUAGGACAUACCGGGUAUAUUUUUGAAAAUGUCGACCAUCACGUGGAUAUGAAAAUGAACUUGGAUAACAAGAUUUCUGUAUUCUUUAUGGAAAAGGUUUUGACCACAAUUAAACAGUUUGUACGUGAUUGGAGCGACGAAGGUGCCGAGGAAAGAGAUCUGUGUUACCGGCCUAUUGUAGAAGAAAUAAAAUGUUUAUAUCCACCAGACAAAUGUAACCCUUGUGACGUAUCCAUACUAGUCCCAGGUGCUGGUCUUGCUCGUCUAAUGGUGGAUCUGGCAAAACUUGGUUAUACUGUUCAGGGAAAUGAAUGGAGCUUGUUUAUGCUUAUUGCUUCGAACUAUAUCCUCAAUAAAUGCCAGGGUACCUAUCAUACCACCAUAUAUCCAUUUGUGCACCAGACUUGCAACAACAUGUCCUCUGAAGAUCAAUUACGAGCCAUUAAGAUACCCGACAUUGACCCCACUCAAUUACCACGAAACAUCAACUUCUCUAUGAAUGCCGGUAACUUCACGGAUGUUUAUGAGACUGCUGAUGAAUGGAAUUGUGUUGCAACCUGCUUCUUUAUAGACACAGCCAACAAUAUAAUAUCUUAUGUAGAAACCAUCAACCAUAUUCUCAAGCCUGGUGGAUAUUGGAUAAACCUAGGCCCACUUUUGUAUCAUUUUGCAGACAUGCAAAAUGAAUGUUCUAUUGAGAUUAGUUAUGAGCAGUUGAGGAAACUUAUAGUGAACAAAUUUGGAUUUGAAAUGCUGAAAGAAGACAGAUUGAAAUCAACAUAUAUAGGCAAUAAGAAAUCAAUGAUGGAAACCAUCUACCACUGUGUUUACUUUGUUGCUAAAAAAUCUUUGACAUGAGUAGAUUUUCUGUUGGUUAAUGCAAUUGAUAUAAUAAACUAUAAUAAAAAUAGUUCUUCAGGACAAUAGUA
Xenia sp. Carnegie-2017 is the source of this 1803-nucleotide messenger RNA. Its product is annotated as carnosine N-methyltransferase-like. NCBI's taxonomy places the organism in Eukaryota, Metazoa, Cnidaria, Anthozoa, Malacalcyonacea, Xeniidae. Gene Ontology annotation, molecular function: S-adenosylmethionine-dependent methyltransferase activity. The transcript is spliced from 2 exons. The record is from RefSeq and is a predicted model, not a curated record. Bases 611 to 1732 code for a protein of 373 amino acids.